Molecule: messenger RNA, 4964 nt
Organism: Sipha flava (yellow sugarcane aphid)
Lineage: Eukaryota; Metazoa; Arthropoda; Insecta; Hemiptera; Aphididae
Biological process (GO): protein processing
Cellular component (GO): Golgi membrane; trans-Golgi network
Molecular function (GO): serine-type endopeptidase activity
Source: RefSeq, a predicted model, not a curated record
GUGCCGAACGCUCGCCGCACGGCCGCCAAGGUGUUCCGGCCGCCGCCGCCGCCGCCGCCGCCGCUGCUGCUGCUGUUGCUGGUGAUGGUGACGACUUUGGCGCGCGCCGAGCACUACACCAACCAGUUCGCCGUCCGCGUGUCCGGCGGCGGCCGCGACGGACAGGCGGACAGGGUGGCCAGAAAGCACGGGUUCGUCAACCGCGGACAGAUUGGAAGCCUUGAUGAAUUCUAUCUAUUCGAACAUCAACACGUGCACAAACGGUCACUGUACCUUGACGAAAAGUACCAUUCUUGUUUGAAAUCGGAUCCGCAGAUCAUAUGGUCACAACAACAGUACGAACUCAAAAGAUUUAAAAGAGAUUUCGCACCGGCAAAAAAUGUUACAAAAAUUGAAAUUACAAAACCAAUGUUACGCUUUCCUGAUCCAUUAUUUGCUGAUCAGUGGUAUUUGAAUGGAGGAGCCAAAGGAGGGUUCGAUAUGAAUAUAGGACCGGCCUGGCAGAAAGGAUACACGGGAAAAGGAGUGGUCGUGUCUAUACUUGACGAUGGUAUACAAACAAAUCAUCCGGAUUUAGCUCUGAAUUACGACAAAGCAGCCAGUUGGGAUAUUAAUGACGACGACGACGACCCGAGUCCAAGAGACGACGGGGACAACAAGCAUGGGACGAGGUGCGCAGGAGAAGUGGCCGCCGUAGCGUUUAACAAAUUUUGCGGCGUGGGAAUCGCGUACAACGCAAAGAUUGGAGGUGUCCGGAUGUUGGAUGGGGUUGUUAACGAUGCGGUGGAAGCAAAAGCAUUAAGCCUGAACACGAACUAUAUAGAUAUAUACAGUGCAUCCUGGGGACCAGAGGACGACGGAGAAACGGUUGAUGGACCUGGACCGUUGGCAAAAAGAGCAUUUGUUAAUGGCGUAACAUCGGGAAGACAAGGCAAAGGUUCCAUAUUUGUGUGGGCAUCUGGUAACGGUGGUCAUCAUACAGAUUCUUGUAACUGCGAUGGAUAUACUAACAGUAUAUAUACGCUGUCCAUUUCGAGUGUCACUCAAACGGGGAGCAAACCUUGGUAUUUAGAAGAAUGUUCGUCGACAUUAGCCGCCACGUACAGCUCCGGAACGCCGGGAAGUGAUCACGGAGUGACCACCGUCGAUAUGGAUACGAAAAUGAAACCAGAAACGAUAUGCACAUCCGAGCACAGUGGUACAUCUGCGUCAGCUCCUAUUGCAGCAGGUCUUUGUGCGCUGGCGUUGGAAGCCAACAGUAAUUUGACUUGGAGGGAUAUGCAGUACUUGGUCGUGAUGACUUCCAACACAAAACCCCUGCAAAACGAAUCCGGUUGGAUAACGAACGGAGUUCAUCGUAAAGUAAGUCAUAAGUUCGGUUACGGUCUUAUGGACGGAGGUGCACUCGUAACGAUGGCCGAACAGUGGACGAACGUUCCUCCACAGAAGAUUUGUAGAGCCCGAGAAGACAACAAACAAAGGGAUUAUUGAAGAAAUGGCAGUUGGUAUUUUACGGGACGUCCGAGCCACCAGUGAGGUUAAAAGCCAGAAAGAAAUACUUCAACCAGAUCCAGGCAAAGGCGAAAUUAAAACCGAACGAAAAAGAGGGGCUAAAAAAAACCAAGCAUCCGUCUAUCCGCCCAGUGAAAAAUGUCAAAAAUGAAAUAGCAACAAUAAACGUUAGCACUGGAUCAACCACUACGUUUAGUCCAAUUAUUAAACAACUGUGUUUAAACAAUUCGAAGUAUUGUGAAACCUGUACGACCACCGACAACGUUACACUAUGCAAUCAGUUCAAUGAAACCAGUGCCAUACAUUGUAAUUGCUCGAAUUCGAACAACGAGAAGAGAAGAGCCGACGAGGACGAGGACGGUGACGGCGUGAUCUACACGGUGUUCUACAGUUCUUUGAAAUCCGACCGGAACCAUGUGACCAAACCCGGGAUAGGACCGGAAGUCGUCGUACUCGUGGUGCUGUUACUGAUCUGGCAUCAUUUCCAUCAAAAAACAAGAUUGGCGAUCGAUUGCGGAAGAACACAUGGUAUUAGGGCGAGGACGGUUGCUGCAACUAGAAACCUCGUCAGGUCUUCGGAACAAAAACGCUGCGUUGGAAAAAGAGAACAGAUAAUUGGAAUAAUGCAGUAUGGUAUCGUAGAACCGCCAACAAUGAAGUUUAAUAACUAUUCAAGCAAACAAAUGAAGAGUUACGAAAUACAUCAAGAAGGCAUUAAAAAAACGUUAAAAGACAUAAUUACUGAAAUCGAAGAGAAGGGAGACUUGUGUUUUAUUUCUUCCUCCAAAAAAUCUGAUAAUGACUACUUGUCAUUCGUUGAAACCGCAGAUCAAACGCAUUUAACAGAAGAUCUGUCUUGGGAAAAUCGAAAUUUUAUAUGUCUUUGGAAUGACUUAAAAAUCGGAGAACAAGCGGACGUAAAUAACGGAUCCGAGAACUGUAGAAAAGAGGAGUCUAAUGGUAUAAAAAUCAAUGCUGAUGAUGGAUUGAAUCACAAAGAAGUGGAUUUGGAUAAAAUAUUUAAACCAGCUACUGAAUCCGGGGAAGUUACUCCAUCAAAGAACAGGAAAAUGUAUGCCAGUAGUAGUUUUUACGGUCCAGAUCACCCAACGGUAGAACAACAAUUUGAAUUGGCUCGCCGUAUAUCCAGUUCAUUAAGCGAUAUAAGUAACCAACAGAGUAAAGGGCAGUCCAUGUUCGUUAACCGGAAAAAGAGAUCGGUCAAAUGGGUGCACGAAGGAGAAGGUAAAGGUCCGAUUCCAUCCAACUUCCCACUUGGAUUCCAACAACAAAGUUAUGAAUCUACCGAACAAAGUUCGGAGUCAAAGCAAAAACUGAAGCUAGUCAUGGAUCCAAGAGGUCAAGUGCAAGAUUUGCAAACGUUACGUAAGCUUGGUGAGAACGUCGAGCUCUGCCUAAGUCCAGAAGUGUGUUUUGAUUUGGUCAGAGAUUUGAACGCCACCAAAGGAAAAGGUGCUGCACUAUUCGCUAAAAGGCGUAAGCGAUCCGAAAACUGGAUAGUAGAUGAAAACAAUGUGAAAUCUAUUUCACCUAGUCUCUCUGAACCGACCAUUACGAAACAAAGUAGUCAUAAAGUCCAAAAUUACAAACAAGGUACUCAGAGAGCAGAAAACAUUCAAAAAAUGAACGAAAUUCAACAAAGAUUCACUCAACCUCGUGUAAGAUUGAUCAAAUCUCCAUGGGAGGCAGCAUUGGAAACGGGAUCGGUCGAGUCGGCGUUCCAAGACGUGGGUCCGGUGUUUCCACCGAGAGGUUACAUCGUGGCUCCGACCCCUGGGGCCAUAGAGGCGCUAAAAGAAGGAGGCGGCAGAACUUCUAGGGCAACCGCCUGCUCGACUCCGUCGAGAGACGUGACGCCCAGAAGCUGCCCAGACAUAUACACACCGAAGGCCCCCAGAGGUUGGAACACGCAGAGCAACAGGCAGCAGCCUCCGACUUACAGGUCGGUAAAGUUGGAUCAGAUAUUUCGCGGUGCCCCUCAUUCGCCGGUGAGUCUGUUGAACAAAGCUUCGAUAUGCUCGACCGGUCUCACCCCCAAAGUGUCGGAGAACCUGUCGAGCACGACUUUCACGAUAAACAAAGACAAUUCGCUGACUCUGACCCCCGUCCCGAUCCCUCCGGCGACCAACCGAGCUUACUACGACGAGCCUAGGUACCACAGGGUGGAGUUUACGCCCAGGUCGACGCCGGGGUUGGGAAACGGAAACGACACGCCGGGGCCGGAUAGCGUGGCCGCGGGACCUACAUACAGCACGGCGACGGCUCCAUCGUCGGAUCCUGCGCGAACACCGUCGUACAAGGACUACUUGUCGCUGAGCAACUACAACACCGCGCCGCGGGGAUGGAAGAAGGGCGAGACGGUCGUGUACAGGCCAGUGACGUUCAACAGCAGCAGGCCCGCGCCCAACCGCGGCCAGGACGUUUGUCGGAACAGCUUCACCGACUUUUGAUCGGUGAACCAUGACACCCGUGUCCGUUCCUGUAUCGCGGAACAUAGGACGAUUGUCGCACACGAUUUCAAUUGUUCCGUCGACGGGUACGUCGGACUGGGAUGUUUUACAAAUAUGAAAUGUGUACUGAACAUUAUAUAUACCUAUUAUGAUAUUCAAAAUGCUUUCAAGUUGUACACGCAUUCGAUUAAGUUUAUAUACAUGAUUGUUAUCGAUUUUUUUUUUUACUGUUAUGCAGUGUUGAUUUUUUGUUUACUUAAAUCUAAAACGACGAUUGUUCUGUCUUCAACAAAAUAUACAUACAUGUGAAAACUAUCGAUGUUAAUUUAGAGCAACUCGAACGUGUUCGACACUAUUGAGUGGUUAAGUUUUUGGUUUUUUGUAAAAAAAAUAACAAUAACAAUAUUUUAUCGUUUAAGAUAAGAUUAAAAUUAACGUCAAACUAUGACGCGGUUUUCAAUUGAGUUUUAUAAUAUCAAAAAUUAAAACAAUUGAGAUGAUCAAAUUUAAUGUAUUUUGCUUCGUUGUUAACACAUUUUUCGUUUAGAAAUACGUAUGGAAACCAAUAAGAGAACUUAAAAUUACAUUCGUUUAAAACACAUGGGUCAAUUUAUUUACAUGUCCUCUAAAAAGAUACCUUAGUUUAAGUUCAGUAUCUAAUCCAUCAAAUAUCGUUUUUUGUGUUAAUAUAUAAUUCGUGAUUAAACGAUGUCAGGCAUUACAUUUAAUGGGUAUUUGGAAAUUAUAAUAGAAGUCAAUAAUAGUACCGUAAUGUUAACUGCUGUAAUAAUAUAAAAGUUUAUGUCGGAAUUUUUAUUUAUCUGUGUUGCUCGUAAACAAAAUAUUGUAUUGGUUAAAAUAAAAUUUUAAUUUAUGAAAUAAUUAAAGUCGACUGUAUAGUCAACAAUUUGCAUAUUGGCAUUCAGUCGUCGCACAGUUUUAACAUAUGAAUAAUAUACUGCGUCAUAUUUUUUAUUCAGA